Paramecium tetraurelia is the source of this 2364-nucleotide messenger RNA. RefSeq lists its product as uncharacterized. The transcript has 5 exons. The record is from RefSeq and is a predicted model, not a curated record. Lineage: Eukaryota; Ciliophora; Oligohymenophorea; Peniculida; Parameciidae.
AUGACUAAUCCUUGGGUUGGUCGAUUUCCAUUUGAAAUGAAAGUAUAAAAAUAGAAAAAAGAAGACUUGCAUUCACCGAAUAGAAGUGAAAUAGAUUUCUUCAAUGUUCCAUCGAUAUCGGCUUCUGUUGUUAUGCAACCAAAAACAGUAUUCGAAGCUCUAAAAGCUUUGAUGUUUAGAUAAAAGGAGAACUCUGUCUCCUAUGAUGAGUUCUAUUCAUUUUCUCGCAGAUUAUACAUCUGCGAAGAUCCUGUAAGCAAUUUAUACAAUAUUAAGGAUUAAAGUUUGAGAGUAUUCCGUUAAAUAGCAGGACAAUCAGAAAUUAUUUAAUUAGAGGAUUUUUUUUAAUUUCUCUCCAAGGAUCUUUUAAAGUUGGAUCUCACUAAAAUGACUCAGUUUGAGCUUGUGAUCAGAAUAGCUUUGGAAUUGUUUUAAAAUAUGUGUGAUGAUGAUAAUUAAUUGGAUUUGAAGAGAACAGUUCAUUUUAUAAAAGAAGAACUCUGUGAAGACAUAGAUUUUUUGGAAACAAUAGACAUGUUUGGUUUUGUAUAAGAUCUAUUCUCUGGUAAUUUAGUUACAAAGAUAUCCCUUCAGGAUUUUUUCUAAAAGGUUGGCCCUUAAAUCAGGAAAGCCUUAAGCAGUAUAAUAAUUAGGAAAAUCCAAUAGAUUGUUGGAUUUAAGAAAAUUCAAUUCCACACUAGAUAAACAAACCAAUUUAUUCAAAAUAAUUAAGUUAAGUCUGAUAUUUAAAAAUUGCUGCAAUAAAAUUUUAAAAUCAAUUUUGAUGUCGAAAUUGAUGAAUAACCAAAAUAGCAACAACAAUAGAAGGUUUAAUAAGAUCAAAUUGUUAGUUUACUUCAAUAAAGCAAACCCAAAAUAAGAGGAUGGCUAUAGAGAUUGUCAAUAAAAAAAGCAAACAAAUGGCAAUUGUUAUUCUUACAAAUAGAUCAAAGUACAAGAUAUCUAAGAGCAGUUAAACCUGAAUCUAUUAAGAUUAAUCAUUCUGUUCAGAAUACUGAAUUUAUUUGUUUAUUAGAAUUGGUCACAGUCCCUACCAAAGGAGUGCAUAGGAAAACGAAUUCGUUAAAUUCAGGACAUCAUGAGAGGGAACCUGAAUUGUAAAGACCUAUACAAACAGAAAAUGCUAGCAGUUAAAUAAACCCUUUUAGUCAUUCCUUUAUUUUGAAGGAACAAACUUAAACAAAAAUAACAUUAAUAAAAUCUUGGGAUAUUAGAGAAAUAGAACAGAUUUUUCAUGAAGUUAAGACUUCCAUUGAUCCAUCCUAGAAUUAUUCAGGGAUUGUGGAAUUAUGCCAAAUGAAUAAUGAACCUUUAGAAAAAAUUAGAUAGAAAUUUAAGUAACUUGUUUUCAAAGAACAUUUGAUGGUAUUAAAUGAAGGAAAAAUACAUUUCUAUACAGUCAGUUUAAAACAUUGCAUAGAUUUAAGUAAAAUGAGGAUUUCAGGAUAUGAUAAAGAUUUACCAUUUAUUCCGUCUCACCCAUUUCCAUUUUAAAUAGUUAUAGAUGAGAAGGCUUAAGUUGUUGGAUCUUAUUUGAAGGUCCAAAAGUUUGAAUAGCCAAAUAAACAGAAUAAAAGUGGUAUGUCACAAAUUAAUGAAUUGGAAAAUGAAAACAGUGACAAAGAAGAUUAAAAAAAAGGUUUUUUUGAUUAAAUCUACGAUAAAUUUAAAAAAAAGCCAAAUAUAAAGAAGAAUGAAAUUAGAAUAGUAUUUGGGGCAGAAUCUGAACCUAAAAGAAGAUAAUGGAUAUUCUCUUUGAAUUAUUAUAAGUCUAAUCAAACUGAUUUGGAAGAAUUAUUAAAGCCUUCUUAUCGAUCAUCCUUUUAAACACCUAUAAUGUCUCAAGGGAAUUAUACUCCUUCUAGAUCCUUCAUAAAAUCUGCAUAGCACACUUUACCACAAUAGCCUACUCAAUAGAACUUCUUUAUAGGAGGGAAUCACACACAUAUAAACGUUGGAAUCUUCUUGAAUGAUGAGGAUGACUAUUACAAUGUGUUUUAACAUUAGAAUCAGUUUUAAAGCACUAGUCAAGCUCAAAACUAAAUGAUGAAUCAAGAUUUGGGUUCAAAAAAACAAUUGACUUAACCCAAUAGGAUACAUUGUCAUACAGAUCCUAAUGAUUCCCCUCAGAAAGAAUAAAGACUAAUAACUUAGCCCUCAAAUGGGGCUCAAAUAACUUCAAGAUAGAUCUAUUCAACUUCAUCAGUGGAGUUAUGGCAAAAGUUUAUUUUAGCAUUUUUUCGAUUUUUAAUAAAAUCAAAAAAUCAUCAACCUGAAGAAGUUCAAGAACCAAAAAUUUAACAAUUAUAUAACAGAUAAUUAAAGAUAUGUAAAUAGAAAUGA